UGGCAGGCAGGGACCUGCUGCUCGUCGUCAUCAUCAGCCUCCUCGAGAGCAUCCUCCUUAACGACGGUCAGGUCGCCGCCACCGCCCAGCUGCAGAUGCGCGAGGUUGCCAAAGGUCAGGGUGUGACCUUACUCGAGCUCUUCAAUCGCCUCAAGCAGGACAUUGGCAGCUUUCUUGGUGAGAUGAUUCACUCUGAGGCCAGCAAGCAGAGCCCUCUGCAACCGAUCGACAUACUGGAGAAGGUACAGGGGGUGUUCGGCUACAAGGAUCGCCAGACGUUUCUCACACAGAACCUGCAGUACAUUCUGCCGGUGCUCGUGCGCAAGGCGUCGACGACGGCGGCGGCGGCGACGCGCGCUAUUGCGCGCACGCUUGGCGUCAGCCGCCGCACGAUGUUCAUCAACCACUUCAAGUACAUCUUCUCCUACCUGGUGCGCAGCUGCACGAAGCAGGAGCUAGAGACCGCUCUGCAGUUCACAGAGUCUGAGACGGAAAUUGAGGUCGGUAGUCUACUGCGGCUGGACUACCAGCGCAUGCACAACGAGCUGUUACUGCACAUCUCUACGCACUACAACCAGGUCUACACAGGACUGGAGUUCCUCGCGUUGAAGGACCCGGCGUACACGGGCGCGCGAGACCUGCACACGCGCGAGCAGAUGGCAAACUUCCUGCAGCCGCGCCUCCUCGGCAUCCUCUCCUUCUUCGACUCGCAGCUUCUCACGCCGGGGACGUCACUCGACGAGAAGAAACUGGCGUUGAACAGUCUGGUGUCGAUCAUGCAGCUGAUGGGAGCGAAGCACGUGACGACCGUGCGCAUGAAGGUGAUGGCGACGCUGCGCAUAGCUCUCAAGUACCGCACAGAGGACUUCCCGCUGCUCUCCUGCCGCGCGUGGCACUGCUUCGUACGCAGCGUGGAGCUGCCGGCGCUCGGACCGAUGCUUGGACAGAUCGUCGUCACGCUGCUGCCGCUGCUACGCCGGCGCCCCCGCGAGGUCGCCGACAUCUUCACGUUCCUCAUCGUCGACCACCAGGGGGAGCUGUCGGAGCACCUGCACGAGCUGUACUUCCUGCCGGACGUGGCGGAGCUGCGGGCCGUGCAGGCCGUCGUCAAGCAGUACAACGACGACUUCUGGGAGAAGGCGGGUUUCGCAGCCCUGGUGCAGCGGUGCCUGAAGGCGAUCUCGCACGAGAAUGCUGACGUUAGACUCUUCGCGCUCACCCGCCUCAAGGAUCUGCUGCAACAAAACCAGGCGAAGCUCCACGAGAUGGUGGUCGGCAACGAGUCGGCCGACCCGGACGUGUCUCAGCUCGUCUCGUGUCUCGUCGUCGGCUGCCGCGACUCGAGCGGCCGCGCGCGAGCCAUGGUCGGCGAGUGUCUCGGCAUCCUUGGAGCGAUCGACCCCGGCAGACUGGACCUGAUGACGAACGACCCCAAGGAGGAUGCGAAGAAGUUUCAUGCGAGCGUUGACGACGAGGACUUUGCGUACGACCUGCUCACGGAGCUGGCCCGUGCCUUCUUCGCUUCUGCUGAUCACAAGGCUCACGUCUGCUCCUCGUUCGUGAUACAGAAGAUCUACGUUGCAUUAGACGAUUCGGACAGUGUGGCGGGUGUCAUGGCCACCGUUCAGGGAGAGCCGACGCUAGCGAUGCAGAUCCUCGCGCACAGUGCCGUCGCUCAGCUGCACGACGCGUCGACGGCGUGCUUCGAGCGAGCGAUCCAGCGGCAGCCGAACGACAUCUCGCACCACCAGGCGAAGGUGUGUGCGCUGCUGCAGCUCAGCCAGCCACACAGCGCACUGCUCUACGUCAACGGUCUGCUCGCACAGAGGCCGGAGUGGAAGAGCAGCCUGCACUCCUACCAGGUCGAGUCGGCAUGGAAACUGGCGAGCUGGGGUGCGCUCGAAUCGUACCUGCCGUCAGAUGGCGCUGUCGCUCAGUCGCACGGCUGGAGCGUGGGAAUCGGUCGAAUACUUCUGGCCGCUCGAAGCAAGAACGAGAAGGAAUUCAGCAAGCAGCUGGAGUUUGUGCGGAACGAGCAGAUGGGCCCCCUGUCCGCCGCUAGCAUGGAGGGAGGCUCGUACCAGCGCGGAUACGAGUACAUUGUCAGACGUUCGACGUCGGUGCGCACGCAGGAGCCACUGCUGAACCUGCAUCGCACAAUCCUGCAGCUGGCAGACGCCGGCGACUCCGCGAGACUCAACGCCGAGCUGGGCAAGAUCUGGCUGCGCAGCGCAAAGGUUGCGCGCAAAGAUGGUCACCUGCAAGCAGCCUAUAGUGCUCUCCUCAACGCUUCUGAGCUACAGUUGCUCCCCGUAUGCAAGGAGAGGGCAAAGUGGCUUUGGCAGAAGGGCGACAGGGAAGAGGCCAUCAUGACGCUGAAGAAGACUCUCAGCCGCAUGAAUAGCAACCCUUCCCUCGACGUAGACAAGAGGCUCCACGCGAAGAUGCUGCUGCUGCAAGGCCGCUACAGCGAGGAGUCGAGCAGCAUGGAGAGCAACGCGAUCAUGAAGCUCUACAAGGACGUGGUGGAGAUGAGCCCCGACUGGGAGGACGGACACUUCUGCCUCGCGCACUACUACGACCUGCUGCUCGCCCAGCUCGAGUCGCACGACCGCAAGGCAGACGUGCUGGCCUACAUUGUCAGAUUCUUUAGCAACUCGUUGCAACAUGGAAACAAGUAUAUUUACCAGUCGAUGCCGCGGAUGCUCAGUCUCUGGCUGGACUUUGGCGCGACGGUUGCCGAGCAACAGCAGAAGAAGCAGGAGAGCCAGGCGACGCAGAACAACCGCAGCAUGCUGACCUCCAUCAACAAGGUGGUGCAGGGUCUGCAGGACAAGCUGCCGGCGUAUCAGUUCCUCACGGCCUUCUCACAGCUCAUCUCACGCAUCUGCCACGCCCAUGCCGACGUCGUCAAGGUGCUGCAGGUGAGCGCGGUGAUCCCUCUCAACGAGGAGUGUGGCAUGCUGGAGUGGGUAAGCAACACACACGGCCUGAGACACGUGCUUCUGAAGCUCUACCGUGAAAGAAACAUUACGACGAGCGGACGGGAGCUGCAGGCGAUGGUACCACCGAAGUCUGCCUCCAUCGAGGAGAAGCUGGACGUGUACAAGAACAAGCUGCUUCCUCGCUAUCCGUCCGUGUUCAGCGACUGGUUUCUGAAGACGUUCCCCGACCCCACGACCUGGUACAUGGCGCGCACGUCGUACGCGCGCACGUCGGCCGUCAUGUCGAUGGUCGGCUACAUCGUCGGGCUCGGCGACCGCCACGGCGAGAACAUCCUCGUCGAGGCGACGUCCGGCGACUGCGUACACGUCGACUUCAACUGCCUCUUCAACAAGGGCGAGACGUUCGACUGGCCGGAGAAGGUGCCGUUCCGGCUCACGCACAACAUGGUCAACGCUCUGGGCCCGACGGGCUACGAGGGAAUCUUCCGUAAGUCGUGCGAGGGCACGAUGAAGGUCAUGCGGGAGCAGACGGACACGCUACUGAGCGUGCUGCGAACGUUCAUCUACGACCCGCUCGUCGAGUGGACCAAGCCCGCGCGCAAACACAAGAACAGCUCGACGGAGACGGGAGAGAUCCAAAACGCGCUGGCUCUGACUCAGAUCAAUGACAUUGAGAAGCGUCUGCAGGGAGUCAUCAAGACCAUUCGUAACAAGCCCUACGGUCUACCGCUGUCCGUCGAGGGUCAGGUCAACUAUCUCAUCCAGGAGUCGACGGAUGAGAGGAAUCUGGCACAGAUGUACGUGGGUUGGGCCGCCUACAUGUGAUGAGCCCCACAAUUCCCGCUCGUUCGUUGGCGCGACGUUAAGGUACGCUAACGUACCACGGACGCGUCGGUCCGCCUCUCCAACCGACAGCCAUGUGAAAACGCGAGUAACCUCAGGUUGAUUUGUAUUAUCAUUGAUUGCACGCGGUUGUAUUGUAGCUACUCAUUAUUAAUGUGAUACGAUGAUCUGUAAUGCGAACGCUUCUAAACAGCUGAAAAGGGAAUAACGUGUGAAGGUUACAAAGAUUGUAAAAGAAUGACGUAAGAUGACGAUUAAAAGAACAAAAUUAUUAAAAUCACGCAAGUCCCAGUUGUGGUGUGCGUGUGGUUUAUGGGAACAACUGAACAUUUCUGGCUUAGCAUGUUAUUAUAGCGUUAUUUUCGUAACGCGUUGUAUUUGUACUUUUUUUAAAACGUUUGAUUCCUAGAGUUCUUGUUAUAUCAAGCAUCUACAAAAUGUUUGAAUUGAAUAAUUGCACUAUUUCGUAUAUAAUAUGUGUACCGGUAUAUACUUUUGUACUAUAUAAUAAAUGUUU
Molecule: messenger RNA, 4305 nt
Organism: Priapulus caudatus
Lineage: Eukaryota; Metazoa; Priapulida; Priapulimorpha; Priapulimorphida; Priapulidae
Product: serine/threonine-protein kinase ATR-like
Exons: 28
Coding region: 96-3770 (1224 amino acids)
Biological process (GO): protein phosphorylation; telomere maintenance; DNA damage checkpoint signaling
Cellular component (GO): nucleus
Molecular function (GO): protein serine/threonine kinase activity; protein binding
Source: RefSeq, a predicted model, not a curated record